CAUUGACCACAGUGCUUCCCGAAGCCCUGGACUUUGGUUACCUGCAGACUUUGCUCUGCCUGAGCCAGCCAGGCUCUGGGUCAGCAUGGCUGACUGCAUCUCACUGCACCGGGGUUUCAUUCUCUCCUUCGUCCUCACCCUCGCCCUGCACCAGGUGGAGCUGUCAGUGUUUCUUCCAGCCUCGGAGGCAAACAACAUUCUGCUGAGAUGGAGGCGGGCCAGUUCUUACCUCCUGGAAGAAUUCCUCCAGGGGAACCUAGAAAGGGAGUGUUACGAGGAAAUCUGCAACCUCGAGGAGGCAAGAGAAGUGUUUGAAAAUGACGCCAGCACGGAUGAGUUCUGGAGUCAGUACAGUGCUAAAAAUGAAUGUCACCUAGAGAGGACGGACGGAUGCCAGCAUUUCUGCCACCCAGGGCAGUCAUCCUACAUGUGCAGCUGUGCCAAGGGCUACAAGCUGGGUGAGGACCACAGAUCAUGCAGUCCAAGUGACAAAUGUGCAUGCGGGGCCCUGACUUCCCAGCACAUCAGGACACAAAUGACAGACGACAUCUGCCGGAGUUGGCCUAGCUUCCCGUGGCAGGUCAGAUUAACAAAUUCUGAAGGAGAGGACUUCUGUGCUGGCGUGUUACUCCAGGAAAACUUCGUGCUGACAACAGCGAAGUGCUCGUUACUGCACAGCAACCUCAGUGUGAAAGCAGAUGAUGACCAGCAGAUCAGGAUCAAGAGCGCCCACGUGCACAUGCGUUACGACAAGGAGACGGGGGAGAACGAUGUCUCACUGCUCGAGCUGGAGAAACCCUUGCAGUGUCCCAUCCCAGCGCUCCCUGUCUGUGUCCCAGAGAGGGACUUUGCAGAGCAUGUCCUUAUCCCUGGAACGAAGGGUGUCCUCAGCGGCUGGAUGCUUAAUGGCAUAGACCUGGAUCGCACACUGACGAUGCUUUCGGUCACACAAACAGAUGGGGAGGAAUGUGGACAGAUCCUGAAUGUAACCGUCACUACGAGGACAAGCUGUGAGAAGGGCAGUGAAGUGAUGGGGCCUUGGGUGGAAGGAAGUGUGGUGACCCGCCAGCACAAGGGCACCUGGUUCCUCACAGGGAUCCUAAGCUCGCCGCCACCACCAGGGCAAUCACACAUGCUCCUCCUCACCUCAGUCCCGAGAUACUCCAUGUGGUUUAACCAGAUCAUGAAGUAGCUGAUGACUUAGAUUACGAUGGCUGCCAAGCAGUCAAAUCCUGUCACAGUUACCACUGGAAGAUGGCCUCUCGUUCCUUGGGACUUUACAUUUUUCUUUAUUCUUGAGAAUUUCUUACACGCAUACAAUGAAAUGUGACCACACCCACACCCUGUUUCCCUUCUCCAACCCCAUUUAUAUUUCCCUCAAUGUGUCUCUCCUACAUGUCUUCUUUCUGAGAACCCACUAAGUUCAGUUAGCGCUAUCUUUGUGUGUAUGGUGACGGGCCAGCCGCUGGAGCAUCCUCAAAAACGUAAUUUUCCUCCCCCCCCCCAGCAGCUUUCGACUGCCAACAGCUCCCCAGGGAGGAGUGUGACAGUGGAUGCCCAUCUAUGCCACAAUCCCAUUGGCUUGAUCUUGUGCAGCCUUGAACAGGUCACCACAGCUGCUGUGAGUCUGUGUGACCAGAAGACAGCACUUCAGGCCAUUCCUCACUGUAUGCUCUUCCUGAUUCCCUUCCACAAAGUUCCCUAAGCCUGGUGGAGGCGGAGGUGAGGGUACAAGGGAAGGGGAGAGUUGCGGCCUGUUGAUUAAGAUGUCCCACUUAGGACUGAGCACUUGGCCCCUUACUCUCAAUGCUUUGACUGACUUUGCAGCUUUGCAUUAAUCUCGGCCCAUUAUAAAAGAAGCUUCUGUGAACAGUCCAGCUCUAAGGAUAUGAACACAUUUAGAGGGUGAUUUUUAACAUGACCAUUUAGCAAAGUAACACUAGCAGCUUCUACCCUAGGCCUAUGACACCCCCCACCCACCCCCAGUCACAAGCUUUUGACAAAGAUGAUAGCUUCAAGCAUGGAAUCCCUGUGGAGGAGGCUUCAAAAUCAACCAGGAAGCAGUUAUUUACCCCAUAACACUCAUGCCCCGAUGGCAGCAGUGUGCACGUCCUGCUUGGCAUGUCAGUAUAGUGGAUCAGGGUCUACACUGCUAAGACUGUUGCUGCCUUUGCGUCCUUGCAGCUAGCACAGAUCUUCUGGCCCUGGGAAAGCUAGCCAUCAGGAAGUUGCCUUGGUAAUUUUUAUCUAAACAAAGGGCUUCAGGGGGAGAAAAAGAUUAGGAACUGUGAAGUAAUCAGUGUCUGUCGUAAACCAGCUAAGUUACUGAGUGGGAGCUAGGUGGAGAGAGGCCGUGAACACACAUGGUUACGUCACAGUUGGUGUGUCACAAACCACACUGUAACAGACAUCUCUGAAACAGGAGCUUCUCGGAGCUCCCAGGGAGACAAAAGGGUAACCCCAUUCUGAUUUGAUAUGGCCCACUGACGGCCAGGAAGAGGCGAGCAGGCUUAAUACUGGAAGAGGGCCGUGGACCUUCUGACAAGGAUGCACUAGACACUGAGUGAAGCCCUCAGCAGCUCCCGGGAGUGCUGGAGCCCUGCAGCUCAGCCAUGUGGCCAGUGAGGCUGUGCUUAUGAAGAUCCUAGUGUCCUGGGCCUUGGCACCCUCAUCUCAAAGAGGAAUAGCUGAGGUAUAGCAUGAUGACAUUUAAAGGGGGGAGGGAAAGCCAGGUGAAGUGAGGCCGAGGUAGGGAACCCCAAAUCUGAAGACAGACUGGGCUGCAGAGUAAGACACUGUCUCACAAAAACAAGUAUAAGGGAACAAACCAGUGUAUCCUUGGGCAAGGGUUAAGUGUGAGUGUUUGAUGUUGAUGCAAAUUAGCCACAAUGUAUGGGUCUGUGUGCCACAUUGGAGUUCACACACAGGGCACUGGAGACAGCACGCAAGCACACAGUGUGGGGACAGCACACAAGCACACAGUGUGGGGACAGCACACAAGCACACAGUGUGGGGACAGCACACAAGUAUACACUGUGGAGACAGCACACAAGCACACACUGUGGGGACAGCACACAAGCACACAGUGUGGGGACAGCACACAAGCACACAGUGUGGGGACAGCACACAAGCACACAGUGUGGGGACAGCACACAAGCACACACCGUGGGGACAGCACACGAGCACACACCGUGGGGACAGCACACGAGCACACACCGUGGGGACAGCACACGAGCACACACCGUGGGGACAGCACACGAGCACACACCGUGGGGACAGCACACGAGCACACACCGUGGGGACAGCACACGAGCACACACCGUGGGGACAGCACACGAGCACACACUGUGGAGACAGCACACGAGCACACACUGUGGAGACAGCACACAAGCACACACUGUGGAGACAGCACAUGAGCACACAUUGCUUCUUUACUGCCAAGUUCAACUGUUCAUCAUCUCACUCAGGUUCUGACUUGGGAUGUCACUGUUUAAUAAAUUACGUGGAGCAGCCUGAAAAGUUGGUUCUGUGGCUUCUAAACUCUGAAGGAUGGGAUCCAGGUUGCUCAUAGCAACCCCAAUAUUUGAACAGUUGCAAGGAUGCCACUUCAUUGGGUCAGCUUCUCAUGGUAGCUCUGCACAGUUAACACUGUAGAGAGGACUCAGAGGACACGGGAGGGCAGGCUCAGCACUGGACAGGUCAUCAGCACUGCCAGAUAGGGGCCAUACUCAAUGCCAGACGCUUCUCUGCACAUCGUAGCUACCGGUUCAGAGGGUACGUCUUGGGGUCAUGGGACAUGACCAGGGACGUGGCACAGGCAAUGUUCUCAGCUGGAGAAUGGUAAAAUUCAUAACUCAAGGCACCGCUUCCUGUGGAACCCAGCUUCAGCUGCUGGAGAUGGCCAUGUGGGGAAUACAAGCUGUCCACGCGUGCACACCCCAAUGAGCCCAGUGCGUCCCAGUCCACACCAGUCAUGAGUGAACUGCCCUCUAAGCCCCAGGACCAUUUCCCUUCACAUGGAGCAGACACCAAAAGCUACAAAGUCUGACCUGGCAAAGAUUUGGCAAGUUGGGAUGUUGGUGCUUCCCGGCACAGUGAUGGUGGGGAUGUUGGUGCUUCUCGGCAGGGAUGGGUGAUUUUUGUCAUCUGCGAGAGGAUGCUAAUGAAGCAGCCACAUAAGGGGAAGCCCUGUGCCCUGCCCCACUUGAGAACACGUAAGCUCCAUCAGAACUUGUCUGCACAAGGGGCGGCUUCUGACUGCAACAGCGCUGCAGAGACUAAUAUUAGCUUUCCCACCUUGGUGCACUUCUCAUAAAUAGGGGGACAUAAGCCUCCCACGGUGCACACACUUGUAAUCCUGAGCACCUGGUCUGGAGACACAGGGGUGAGAAGACAUCAUGAGAAAGCAUGGUCUACACUGAGUUCCAGACCAGCCAGGCUGUAUAAAAAGAUAGAUGGAUGGAUGGAUGGAUGGAUGGAUGGAUGGAUGGAUGGAUGGAUGGAUGGAUGGAUGGAAUAACACACAGAGGAAACAUACACUCUUAAGAAGUUGGAGUAUCGGGUUGGGGAUUUAGCUCAGUGGUAGAGCGCUUGCCUAGGAAGCGCAAGGCCCUGGGUUCGGUCCCCAGCUCCGGGAAAAAAAAAAAAAAAAAAAGAAGUUGGAGUAUCAGAGGCUGCAGAGAUGGUUCAGUGGUUAAGAGCACCCACUGCUCUUCCAGGAAACCUGGGUUCAAUUCCCAGCAUCCACAAGACUGUUUAUCUGUAACUCUAGGAUCUGACUCCCUCACACAGACAUACAUGCAGACAACACCAAUGCACAUAAAAUAAAUAAACUAUUUAUUAAAAAGAAGAGGAGGAAGAGGAGGAAGAAGAGGAAGGAGAAAGCAGCAGCAGUCUCCAGCACUGCAGGAUGUUUUGUGCCCAGAAUCUUUUGCUGAAGCCCUGUCCAGGCCAACUGCCUAGAGACAGAGUUUCUGGAAGGGGUUAAGCUGGACAUAGCUGCAGAGUGAGGGCCUGGCAGCACAGAGGCUGUAGGAAAAGGAAGAGAGGCCGAGGACAAGCAACAGUAGCGCAGAAGGGCCCCUGACCAGAGCCCAACAGUCAGGCCUUGCCUUAGUCCCAUAGCCUUCAGAACCAUAGGAAAAUGAGCAGAGAGCUGAAAAUUUUACAUCAGACUAAAUUCUGCUUUUCUUUAAGAAGACUUAUUUGCUUACAUUUGCCCGUUUGCCCGAGUAAGCUUAUGUACAUACAUGUGCAGGAGCCCAUGGAGGCCAAAAGCAAUGGAUUCCUAGAACUGGAGUUAGAUGGCUGUGAGCUGCCAUGUGAAUGCUAGGAAACAAACACACCCCCUCUGGCACAGCAGUAGCUGUCUUGACUGAACCACCUCUCCACCCCCUAAAUUCUACUUUUUUUUUUUUUUUUUUGUUCUUUUUUUCGGAGCUGGGGACCGAACCCAGGGCCUUGCGCUUCCUAGGCAAGCGCUCUGCCACUGAGCCAAAUCCCCAGCCCCUAAAUUCUACUUUUUAAAAAGAAGCCUCAAGUUAACUAAGCAUUUUGAGCUCACAAAA
Messenger RNA from Rattus norvegicus (Norway rat), 5567 nucleotides. It is a transcript of the gene Proz, whose product is annotated as protein Z, vitamin K-dependent plasma glycoprotein. Gene Ontology annotation, biological process: proteolysis; blood coagulation; regulation of body fluid levels. The record is from RefSeq and is a predicted model, not a curated record. Gene Ontology annotation, cellular component: extracellular region. NCBI's taxonomy places the organism in Eukaryota, Metazoa, Chordata, Mammalia, Rodentia, Muridae. Gene Ontology annotation, molecular function: serine-type endopeptidase activity; calcium ion binding.